UCACGGCAGAGGACGAAAGGGACCGAGCGGUCUCCUCCAAGGUCAUAUAUGAUGACGCCAAGUAUCCGUGAUGGAAAAGAAAAGGCCAAUAAAGGCUCUGGAGGUGAGGUGCUUUUCUUGGGAUCGGCACUGCCUCUUCCACCCUGGCGCGCCUUGCAGAUUUUGCAUCCCGGAGAUGCUCCUUGGCGGGAGACGGAGAAGUGGAAACCUGCCGCCAUCGAUCGUCGCUGCUUCCCUGGUGGCCGAAGGCGAAGAGCCCUCCUAGUCGUCGCCAUCCUCCUCUUCUUGCCACGCUUUCCUGCUUCCGGCUGCCCAGAUGUUUGCAGCUGCUCCUUGGGGAAAGUAAACUGUGUGGACCGUGGGCUGCAUUUUGUACCUCUCCGGUUGCCCGCAAACGCCACCGCCCUCUCGCUGGACCACAACCAGAUUGUCACCCUCCCGAACGGCACCUUCGCAGCCCAGAAAGUCUUGCUCCGCCUGAGCGUUCGCAGCAACGUCCUGGGCAGCGUUCACCGCCUGGCCCUGGUGGGCCUCUGUGAGCUGCAGGACCUGGACCUGAGCAACAACUCCCUCAGCCUCCUGCACCCCGAGACCUUCCUCCCUGUGCCAAGACUGAGGACGCUCAAACUGGGGAACAACCAGCUCCUGAGGCUGGAGCCCGAGCUCCCCGGGGCCCUGCCCCAUCUCAGGGCCCUCUUUGUCCACAGCAACGCGCUGGCCUCCCUCCCGGCUGGCUUCUUGGAAAGGCUGCCCUCCUUGUCUCACCUGACCCUCGAAGGCAACCCCUGGACCUGCUCCUGCGGCCUCCGCCCCCUCUUCCUGUGGCUGGUGAAGAACAGGGACAAAGUUCCAGAGGCGAAUUCAGUGACUUGCAAACACCAAGCCUCCCUCGCCCAGUAUCCCAUCGCGGCCCUUGGAAAUGAAUCCUUUGCACGUUGUCAGGCGCCCCGGAUGCAUCUCCCCGGCUAUGCGUUCUUCUUCCUGAUCGGCCCAUCUACUUUCCUGGCCAGCAUUUGCGUCGGCAUCCUGCUGGGCUCGCUGGCAGUGGCCCGCCUGAAACUGAGGACGACAGGCUCAUGCAUUUGACCGAGGGCUCUGGAAAGUGCCAUGCAACAAUAGUCCCUUCUAUUCCCUGCUUGGUGCCUUCGCAGGUUUUCCUCAAAAAGGGAGAUAAGGUAAGGUGAAGGCUGCCAAUGCAAGGAGGACUGUGGCAUCUCAGUGGCCCUGGAAGCUUCUCUGCUGGGCUCUGUGCCCCUUGCUCUUUGUACAGUGCUUUGUCUGGCUGGCACAGCCAGAGGUCCCUGUUGUUCCUGAUGGAGGGAGUGGCAGCCUGGAGGCAGCUGAGGUGCAGCCUGGGCUGAGGACAGAGCCUCUUUGAGGAGUGCUUCCCAAUGGGCAGAGCAGCGCUGGGCUCCUUGUCCUCCAUGAGGAAACAUCUGAACACCAAGGUGGGUUCCCCUCACCACACCCGGCCCCUAGGAAACACGCCGCCCAUGAUGCGCAGGCCCAGGGGCUUCCCCUUCUUGGAAAGGGAAAGGCAAGAGCUGAGCCAGUCCUAGUCUGGGCUGGGGGGGGGGGGGUCCUAAUCUGGAGCAGAGAGGCUGACCAUGCCGUGUGAAGCCCAGCUUGUCAAGGGAACCGGAGGGCCCUCCGUGCCUGCCCUCCUUGCUGGAGCCUGGCCCAACAGGUACUGGCUGCCAGCCAUUGGCUCACCUUCCUCGGAGUGGCUCAGGGAGCAGCUCGCCUUCUAGACGGGCAGUCAGAGAACAUCCCCCUGCCUCCCAAUAAGCACUUUGGUUGGGCUGGCUGCCUGGGGCUACGUGGCAGAUGUUUGUGUUUGUUUUCUGAAGCCAAAAAACGGUGCCCCUUAUCGGAAACAGCAAAGCUCCAGCUAGCCCACUUCCAGCCAUGAUACAGAUGCUGAAAUCCAGUGCCUUCCUGGUGGUCGGAGUCAUGUGAUCUGGGAGAUCCAAUCCCAUCUCCUGCUUUGUCUCACCAUCAUUUCUUCAGGCAACCCUUCUGCUCCUGCUGGGCCUUCAGUGGGGUGUCUUCUCCAGCCUCUGCAGGGGACUUCCAGCUCCAACUCAGAGGGCCUCUGUGCAUCCAGCUACUGCAACCUGUCAGAGGCAUUGGCUGCAGAGUUCCAGAGUUAAAGGCAAAACCCAGCUGUGCAAAGAGCAUCGACCCUCACCACGGUGUCCCACAGAAUGCCACCUUGCCCACCCAACAGACCUGCAGCAUUUGCUCCUCAAGAAGCCUGAGCAACCCAUCAAGAAUGUCCCUUUCCCUCAUCGCAUGUAGACCUGUCCAUCUUCUUCACUCAAGACUGGAGUCUAAAAGGAAGGAUUUUUCACCUGCCUGGCCUUUCAUGGUCCCCAAAUGCAGCCACUUAUCUGCCCACUCAGCUAGCUGGGGUGCCUGUUUCUUGUUGCAGAGACUGCUCCCUGGCCGAUGCUGAUUUUAUCCUUAACGAAAGCCCUGAAGGUUCACUGGAUUAGAUCCAGUCCAACCUGUCCAAUUCGGCCCCCGGUUCCUAUCGUGGCUGGACAGAAACUUGGGAAACGCAGGUGGAAUCAAUGCCUUCAGCAUAAUUGCCACUGGGAAGGCUCUGCUUUGUGGCCUCUCUUGGUCUUUGGGCUGAAAGCAGUCUGAACUAGAGGUGGCCACGAGACCUCAUGGCUGGGAAAGCUACCGGCUAAUUUUGUGGCAUUUUCCCCCGGCCCAGAACUGCCACACGGAUCGGUGUGGAUCCGCUGAUAUUGCAUUCUAGUAGGAUGGAAGAGGGAACCCUGUUUAUAGAGAUGUUUACAGGCAUAACCAACGGCCGUCAGCCCUUCCCUCCUUCUGAAGACCAUCUCCAGCCCAUCCCCUCUGGGAAGCCUAGAACUGGAAACGCCCUUUGACCCCAGGAGACAAAAUCCUGCUCUCCAAAGGUGGAUCCUCGGAUGGCAAAGCUGUGCUCGCUGGGAUUCCAGAAGGGAGGGGCCCUUUCUUCCACAGAGGCUUCCGGCUUCGUGGCUGGCUGGCCAGCCUGCGCUGCCCUGUCCUUGCUGGGACCAACGGAUUGCUGAUGGCGGUCUCACCCAGAGGCUGGCCCUGGACGCAACUCGGCCUGCCUUAAAAACUCUAGGCUGGCCUCCAUUUUAAACUGGGGAGGAUUGGACGGACUGGAAUUGAACGGAAGGCUCUCGUUUUGGCAGCAGCGCACGUAUCUUAAAGGGUGGGGGAGAGAGCUACCUUGGCCAGUCCUCAUUUUGCAUUUUGAGCAGGGAGAGGGAGGGAGACGGCGGGAAGAUGCUCCCCAUGGGGAAGCACACGGCGGGCGCCUCCUCUGGAAGCUGCCUCCCCCCAGGCAGGGGCCUGCUUGCAGAGGUUUUAGCGGGGUGAUGGUGGUGAGUGGUUAGGGCAAGGGCAGACUGGCCUGUGAUUGGGAAGAUGUGCAGUCCUCCCCCAAACUUUGGGUCAGGCAGUGUUUUCCUGGCUCCAGUUUUGACAGGAAUUAAUGUGCUGCCCAUUUUCUCUCCCAGGAAACGUUCAGCCAGCACCACCUUUCCUGAUCUGCUGUUGCAGCUGGAGGCUACCCGAACUGUGACUCAAAGCCCGUUUGCCCAAGUCAGCUGCUUCUGCUGGAGAAGCCCCAGGCAGGAGACUUGGGUGCCAGUGGAGCAAUUUGGUCCCGAGUUUUUCUCUUU
Molecule: messenger RNA, 3692 nt
Organism: Crotalus tigris (Tiger rattlesnake)
Lineage: Eukaryota; Metazoa; Chordata; Lepidosauria; Squamata; Viperidae
Gene: LRRC26
Product: leucine rich repeat containing 26
Exons: 8
Coding region: 49-1086 (345 amino acids)
Cellular component (GO): plasma membrane
Molecular function (GO): protein binding
Source: RefSeq, a predicted model, not a curated record